Messenger RNA from Panicum hallii, 1882 nucleotides. Its product is annotated as synaptotagmin-5-like. The transcript has 11 exons. Bases 225 to 1763 code for a protein of 512 amino acids. Gene Ontology annotation, cellular component: endoplasmic reticulum. The record is from RefSeq and is a predicted model, not a curated record. Gene Ontology annotation, molecular function: lipid binding. Lineage: Eukaryota; Viridiplantae; Streptophyta; Magnoliopsida; Poales; Poaceae.
UAUCUACACUCUUUAUUGUUCCUAAUUGCACGCGAAAAAAUCGGCCCCAGAUGGAGCGUUAGCAGUAAAACAAUUUGGAGAGAGGAUCGCCAUCGAUUUUGAUCCAAGAAUUUUUUUUUAGAGUUUUAUUUUGAUCCAAGAAUUUCCGUACUUGAUUGCCAAUUUUUCACUCGAUCUUUUUCUCCCUCCCCUGUUCCUUGCACAUUGAGAAGGGAGAGGGCGGAAUGGGGUUCAUAUCGGGAUUCGUAAUGGGGAUGAUCGUCGGCGUCGCCCUGAUCGCCGGCUGGGCGCGCGCCAUGUCUCGCCGCGCCGCCAAGCGCAGCAACAAGGCUGCAGAUAUCAAUUCACUGGGAUCUCUCAACCGUGAAGACGUGAAGAAAAUAUGUGGAGAAAAUGUCCCCCAGUGGAUAUCAUUCCCAGAAUAUGAACAGGUCAAAUGGCUCAACAAACAAUUGAGCAAGCUUUGGCCCUUUGUUGAAGAGGCAGCAACCAUGGUCAUCAGGGAUUCUGUGGAACCAGUACUCGAUGAAUAUCGACCACCAGGCAUAUCCUCACUGAAGUUCAGCAGACUCUCCCUUGGAACUGUUCCACCGAAAAUAGAAGGUAUUCGGAUUCAGAGUUUUAAGAAAGGGCAGAUUACAAUGGACAUGGACUUCCGGUGGGGUGGGGAUCCAAAUAUCAUUCUUGCAGUCGAAACACUUGUUGCUUCACUUCCCAUUCAGUUUAAGAACCUUCAGGUGUACACCAUCAUCCGUGUGGUCUUCCAAUUGUCGGACGAGAUACCAUGCAUCUCUGCUGUUGUUGUUGCUCUUCUGGCAGAGCCAAAACCGAGAAUCGACUACGUAUUGAAAGCCGUGGGAGGAAGCCUGACCGCAAUGCCUGGGCUUUCAGACAUGAUUGACGAUACAGUGGCGUCAUUGAUCACUGACAUGCUCCAAUGGCCACAUAGAAUUGUUGUUCCACUGGGUGGAGUCGACGUGGACGUCAGCGAUCUUGAGCUGAAGCCACACGGGAAGCUCACGGUCACCGUGGUGCGCGCGGAAUCCCUCAAGAACAAGGAGCUCAUCGGCAAAUCCGACCCCUACGUGGUCCUGUUCAUACGCCCAAUGUUCAGGGAGAAGACCAGUGUUAUCGACGACAACCUCAAUCCUCAGUGGAACGAGACGUUCGAGCUGAUCUCCGAAGACAAGGAGACGCAGGCUCUGAUUCUUGAGGUGUUCGACGAGGACAAGAUGAAGCAGGACAAGAGGCUGGGCAUCGCCAAGCUGCCCCUGAACGACCUGGGGAUGGAGACCGUGCAGGAGGUGAACCUGCAGCUGCUGUCGUCGCUGGACACGACCAAGGUCAAGGACAAGAAAGACAGAGGCGUGCUCACCAUCAAGGUGGUGUACCACCAGUUCACCAAGGCGGAGGCGCAGGAGGCCCUGGAGCUGGAGAAGCGGACCGUGGAGGAGCGGCGGAAGGUGAGGAGCGAGACGGCGGCCGUCAGCGGCGCCGCGGACGCGGCCAGCGGCACGGCGUCAACGGUCACCAACGUGGCCGGCACGGGCGUGGCGACGGCCGGCACCCCGGCCGGCUCGGGCACCAGUGCCGGCGGCUCGGGCGUCGGGAUGGUGGGCACGGGCAUCGGCGCCGUGGGCUCCGGAAUUGGCGCGUUCGGGAGCGGACUCAGCAAGGCCGGCAAGUUCGUCGGCCGGACCGUCACAGGACCUUUCAGCAGCGCCAGGCGCAGUGCCAGCAGCGUCCCCAACAUCGACGAUUAAGGAAGCUGGCCUCAUCUUGACUGCUCUAGUUUUGCCGUCAGAUUUCUUUUAGGCUUUGCUUUGAUGUUAUGUGACAACAGCAGUCGGACGAAUUUAUCAUGUUUAUAAAGUGUAGUACU